Aphanomyces invadans is the source of this 935-nucleotide messenger RNA. RefSeq lists its product as hypothetical. Lineage: Eukaryota; Oomycota; Saprolegniomycetes; Saprolegniales; Verrucalvaceae. The coding region runs from base 30 to 869 and encodes 279 amino acids. The transcript has 3 exons. The record is from RefSeq and is a predicted model, not a curated record. Gene Ontology annotation, molecular function: phosphatase activity.
CUCCUUCGCAAGCUUUCAGGCGCUUCGCCAUGGCCGCCAUCAUCCCUCCGUUUCGUUUCACGACAGUCGAGAAUCGCUUGUACCGAGGGGCGUACCCCACGCUCCCCAACUUCCGCUUCCUCCGCAGAUUGAAGCUGAAGACUUUGAUUAGCGUAAUCCCUGAGAAGCCUACGAAGGACUUGGUGGACUUUUGCAUGCAUGAAGGUAUUGCGCACCACACAUUUCAAGCAGAAAAGUACUCGAGCGACUCGGUGACAGUUCCGCCCGCGACCGUGGCUGCCAUAUUGCAUGUGCUCUUGAACAACGACAAUUUACCGAUCUACAUCCACUGUCUCGACGGUGCCAAUGUUAUUGGGAUUGUCGUCAUGGCUCUAAGGAAGCUUCAAAACUGGACAAAGCUGGCCACACUGCAAGAGUUCUGCCGCUUUACACGGGAUCAUUCUGUUGAAAAGGAUGAAAGCGAAUACUUGUCGACGUUCUCGGCCGAAAUCACGCUGCCUCAUCAUGUUCCCCGAUGGCUGUGGAAUGGAGUACGCAUCCAGAAACACCCGACAAUGCUUGUGAACAAUCCGACUUCAAGCCAAGCCAGUCAAGUGCCACCUGUCGAAGGGGAUGUUGGUGCCCAAGUUGUGCCAAGCCUCACGACGCCCAUGGGAGCGCAGGACAGGAACUUUGAAGGGCCCACGUCCAUGACCUACGCCCCUGAUGCCGACAAGACAGACCCUGUGCGGCCAUUCGACGAUCGCCGAGAAGACCGCGGAGAACCUGUCAUUUUCCAGGAGGAUUUGGAUUUCUUGUAUCACAACGACGAAGGGUCGGACGUGUCCAUCCCUCGGCACUUGUCCGCCCUCGAUUUGGCAGGAGUGUAAAUUUCCAAUUUUUAGUAGUACCUUUGUGAUCAUCAGUAGUAAUACUAACUACACAGUGUAUCCGGA